AUGGGCUGCGGCAUGAGCACAGAGGAGAAGGAGGGGAAGCAGAGGAACGAGGAGAUUGAGAACCAGCUCAAGCGCGACAAGAUGCUCCAGCGCAACGAGAUCAAGAUGCUGUUGCUCGGUGCUGGUGAAUCUGGAAAGUCCACGAUUCUCAAGCAGAUGAAGCUCAUCCACGAGGGUGGCUACUCGCGCGACGAGCGCGAAUCCUUCAAGGAGAUUAUCUUCAGCAACACGGUCCAGUCGAUGCGUGUCAUCCUCGAGGCCAUGGAGUCGCUCGAGCUACCUCUUGACGACCAGCGCGCCGAGUACCACGUCCAGACCAUCUUCAUGCAACCCGCACAAAUCGAAGGCGACAGCCUGCCCCCGGAGGUUGGCAACGCCAUCUCCGUGCUCUGGAAAGACGCGGGCGUGCAGCAGUGCUUCCAGCGCUCGCGCGAAUACCAGCUCAACGACUCAGCGAAAUACUAUUUCGACUCCAUCGACCGUAUUGCGGCCGGCGACUACAUUCCUAACGACCAGGACGUGCUUCGAUCCCGUGUCAAGACCACCGGUAUCACCGAAACUACCUUCAUCAUUGGCGACCUCACAUACCGCAUGUUCGAUGUUGGUGGUCAACGAUCAGAACGAAAGAAGUGGAUACACUGCUUCGAGAACGUCACGACGAUUCUUUUCCUCGUGGCCAUUUCCGAGUAUGACCAGCUGCUGUUCGAAGACGAGACGGUCAACCGUAUGCAGGAAGCAUUGACCCUUUUCGACUCCAUCUGCAACUCGCGGUGGUUUGUAAAGACAUCGAUUAUUCUAUUCUUGAACAAGAUCGAUCGAUUCAAGGAGAAGCUGCCCGUCAGCCCCAUGAAGAACUACUUCCCCGACUACGAGGGUGGCCCAGACUACGCAGCGGCCUGCGACUACAUUCUUAACCGAUUCGUGUCGCUCAACCAGCACGAGACCAAGCAAAUCUACACCCAUUUCACAUGCGCCACGGACACUAUGCAGAUCCGAUUCGUUAUGGCUGCUGUGAAUGACAUCAUAAUCCAGGAGAACCUCCGAUUGUGCGGUCUGAUAUAG
This is a messenger RNA of Paraphaeosphaeria sporulosa, 1062 nucleotides long. RefSeq names its product G protein alpha subunit. Gene Ontology annotation, biological process: G protein-coupled receptor signaling pathway. Lineage: Eukaryota; Fungi; Ascomycota; Dothideomycetes; Pleosporales; Didymosphaeriaceae. Gene Ontology annotation, cellular component: heterotrimeric G-protein complex. Gene Ontology annotation, molecular function: G protein-coupled receptor binding; GTPase activity; G-protein beta/gamma-subunit complex binding. The transcript has 5 exons. The coding region runs from base 1 to 1062 and encodes 353 amino acids. The record is from RefSeq and is a predicted model, not a curated record.